Messenger RNA from Cucurbita moschata (crookneck pumpkin), 1532 nucleotides. RefSeq names its product GDSL esterase/lipase At3g27950-like. The coding region runs from base 236 to 1402 and encodes 388 amino acids. The record is from RefSeq and is a predicted model, not a curated record. The transcript is spliced from 6 exons. NCBI's taxonomy places the organism in Eukaryota, Viridiplantae, Streptophyta, Magnoliopsida, Cucurbitales, Cucurbitaceae. Gene Ontology annotation, molecular function: hydrolase activity, acting on ester bonds.
GCACAAUUUCUCUGCCAUGAUUGAAGAUGAGAAUCCCUGUCUCGAUCUCAUAUACUACCUAGAACGACGCUCAAAUUUCAACAACGCUUUUGGCCCACCGACUUGUCGGAUACGCUCAAUUUCCAAUUUCAGCCGCUUUCACUUCCCAUUACCUAAAUGGCUAUGAAACCAAUGAAAAUUUUGAGCAGUGAAAAAGCUCAGACGGGUUGCUUGCGCUUUUCUCUGUUGCAAAACCAUGGACCCACUGAAGCUCCGCCGUGUAUUGGUGCUUCUGUUCCUGGGUUUAGUGGGAUGGCCGAUGACGUCGGUUGGCGCCGCCGCUGGUGGCGGUGGCGAUUCGGCGAGUUGUCGGUUUCCGGCUGUGUACAACUUCGGUGACUCGAACUCAGACACAGGAGGAAUAUCAGCUGCAUUCGACGCGAUUCAAUCACCCAAUGGCAUGACCUUCUUUGGACAUCCUUCUGGGAGGGCCUGCGAUGGCCGUCUCAUUAUAGACUUCAUGGCCGAGAAGCUGAAAGUUCCUUACCUGAGUGCAUAUCUGGAUUCAGUAGGAACAAGCUUUAGGUAUGGAGCUAAUUUCGCAACCGGCGGUUCGUCGAUUCGUCCCGGUGGUUACAGCCCUUUUCAUCUUGCUCUCCAAGUCUCACAGUUCAUCCAGUUCAAAUCCCGCACCACCUAUCUAUACAAUAGACUCCACUCCCACAACAGCACAGCUAUACCAAUGGAAAGCAGUAUCGCGAGGCCCCGGGAGUUUUCGAAGGCGCUAUAUAUGUUCGAUAUUGCACAGAACGAUCUCUUCCAUGGCUUCCAAUACUCAUGUGAAGAACAAGUUAGAGCUUCCAUUCCAGACAUGAUAGACACGUUCUCUGAAGCUGUGCAACAAAUAUACAAGGAGGGGGCAAGGUAUUUCUGGGUGCAUAACACAGGUCCAGUUGGAUGUCUACCUUUUACUAUCUUGAAUAACCAGAGGCCAAGUAAUAUAGACAGCAUUGGGUGUGUCAAGAGCGCAAAUGAAGUCGCUCAAGAACUCAACCGGCAGCUCAAGAAUCUGCUGCUAAAGCUGAGAAAAGAGCUUCCUCUAGCUAGAAUCACUCACGUAGACAUGUAUUCAGCCAAAUAUCUUCUCAUUAGCAAGGCGAAAACUCUAGGUUUUGUUGAUCCAGUGAACUAUUGCUGUGGGAGCUUCCAUGGCUUACACCUCAACUGUGGGAAGAAAGAAGCUGUGAAUGGAACAGUCUACGACAACAACGCUUGCAAGGAUCCAUCAAGGCAUGUUAGCUGGGAUGGCAUACACUACUCUGAGGCUGCAAACUUGUGGGUUGCUAACCACAUUUUGAAUGGCUCAUUUUCAGAGCCACCAUUGCCGAUCGACAAAGCGUGUCGAUGGUUACCAAUACGAUGAAUUGAACCAUUAUAAGUCGAUGAAAAUGUACUCGUAAGAUAGUACUUCGAAAUAAAUGAACUACAAUGAGUGCAUAAAUAUGGAAGGAUCGGCUGAUUAUGAGCAGAAUCAACAUUUUUUUAAAUCCAAA